Trichechus manatus latirostris (Florida manatee) is the source of this 4707-nucleotide messenger RNA. It is a transcript of the gene IGFN1, whose product is annotated as immunoglobulin like and fibronectin type III domain containing 1. Lineage: Eukaryota; Metazoa; Chordata; Mammalia; Sirenia; Trichechidae. Gene Ontology annotation, molecular function: protein binding. The record is from RefSeq and is a predicted model, not a curated record.
AUGGAUCUCUUAGGGGCGUCCCGGACUCUCGACCUUGGCGCCUCUACGUGGGCGGCGGGCUUGAAGCAAGAAACUAAGGUCUCAGAAAGCGAGCCGGAAUCCACAGCGGGGGUUGGGGGUGGUGGUGUCUGGGCGCUGGGCUCCAGGCGCCGGAGGCGAUUCACGGCGCUGGCGGCGAUUUACUGCGCCGCGAGGUCCCGGCUCCGCGUCCUCACCCGCUGCCCGGGGAAGCCCUUGAAGAAGUCCUCCAUGCCUGGGGUGAGCAUCCGGCAGCUGGUGGAGUAGAUCCCAGACGGAUACAGCCUGCUGGACUUUCAGCAGACGCCCGUCACUUUGGCUCUCCAAGAGGGGAAAAAUGCCAUCUUUCGGGCUGUGGUCUGUGGGGAGCCCAGACCCGAGGUGCAUUGGGAGCGCACCAAAGGUGACCUCAGUGACACCAGCAAGUACCAAAUCUCUUCUUCCCCUGGCAGCAAGGAGCUUGUGCUGCAGAUCAACAAGCUGACAGGUGAGGACACAGACCUGUACCACUGCCCAGCCAUGAACAUGUACGGAGAGGCUGUGUGCUCCGCGAGGCUCGCCGUCGUUGAAGUUGGCUUUUGGAAGAGUCUGAAGAGACAGAAGGAACCCCAAGAGGACCUCAGAAAGGAGCUGAUAGACUUCCGGAAGAUGCUACAAAAGAGGUGGGACCCCCCUCCCGGCCCCAGAGAAAAAGACUUCGAGCAGGUGUGGCAGCUGCUGAUGACUGCGGACCGGAAGGACUACGAGAGGAUCUGCAUGAAGUACGGCAUCGUGGACUGCCGGGGCAUGCUGCGCAAGCUGGGGGAGAUGUGGGAGGAGCGCGAGGAAAAGAUGGCGCAGUACAUCAACGCCAUCUCCAACUUGAGACACAUCAGGGUCACCAAGGACUGGACCGCAGCGUCUCAUCUGGAGCUGGAUCUCAAGGAUUCUAAAAGCAAGAUUUACUUGUAUAAGGAUGGUGAGAUGAUCCCCUUCAGCUUCAACAACCAGACCAAGCACUGCCUGCGGCGGCUGGGGAGACACUACUGCUUCCAGAUCCAGGACCUGCGGCCUGAAGAUGCAGGCAUUUACCACGUCAGGGUGGAGGUUGCUGAAGUCUUCUCCACAGAGCUGGAGGCCAGCACCACCCCUCCUAGGGUCAUGGUCCCGCUGGCCGAGGCCCACUGUGAGCCGCAGGACGAUGCUGUCUUUGAGUGCAGUCUUUCCAGCCCCUGCCCCAACGCCACUUGGCAUUUCCAGCAUCGGCCAUUCCAGCCCAGUGACAAAUAUGACGUGUCCGUGUCCCCCGAUGGGCUGACCCACCAGCUGGUGGUGAGGAAGGCCCGUUUCUCAGCAAUGGGCAUCUAUUCGCUAGACAUCGGGCUCCAAGCCUCCAGCGCCUGGUUGGUGGUUGAAGCUGGGAAGGAUAAACGCCUUCUGACCACCAGUAAUGACUGUCAUCUUGGCAGCAGGAGAGGUGGCACAGUGGGAAGGGUGGAUGUCUAUGGCAAGGAGAGAGAUGCCCACCCAAGUCCCAGAUCUGGAUACAAGCCCAGCACUGGCAGUGUCUCCAAGGAGGCCCGAGUCCCCAGGGGCCACUUCUCCCAGGGCCUGACUGACAUGGAAGCCCAGCAAGGGGAGGCUGCCAUGUUCUCUUGCGCCCUCACCAGUGACCUGGGACCUGGAGCCUGGUUUAAGGAUGGAGUCAAGCUCACUGCCCAGGAUGGAGUCUUUGAGCAAGACGGCCCUGUGCACAGACUCCUCAUCACCUGUGCGCAGGGGACCCAGGCCGGGAGGUACACCUUCGUAGCCGGCAGCCAGCAGAGCGAGGCCAGCCUAACCGUCCAUGACGCCCCCACCAUCGCUCCAAACGUGACAGAGACAGAGCCGCUGGUGGUCAAGGCUGGGAAGCCGAUGACAGUGAAGACUCCCUUUGAGAAUCUCCCGGUUCAGGCUACGUGGAGGAAGGACGGGGCUGAGGUGCUGGGCGGCAGCGGCAGGGAGGCCCAGGUGGACCUGGGGGAUGGCUUCACUCGGCUGUGCCUCCCCAGUGCCAGCAGGAAGGACAGUGGCCAGUAUAGCAUGACGCUAAGGAGUAAGGGAGGCUCUCUGCAGGCCAACCUCACCCUGCGGGUCAUAGACAAGCCCCAGCCCCCACAGGGCCCCCUGGAGGUGCAGGAUGGCCACGGGGCUGGUGUCUGCCUCCACUGGCAGCUUCCACGGGACGAUGGGGGCUGGGCCAUACAGCACUACGUGGUGGAGAGGAGGCAGGCCGGCAGGAGCACCUGGCUGACGGUGGGCGAGCCUCCCGCAGACAGCACCACCUUCACCAGUGUCCAUGUGGAGCAGGGCAGGAAGUAUGCCUUCCGAGUGCAUGCCGUGACCUCGGAGGAGGCUGGGGAGGCCCUGCAGUCCGAGGAGGUGCUGGUGGCUCCUGAGGCUCUCCCUGGGCCCCCUUCCACCCCAGCCAUCCCGUCAGCUUCCAGCCGGCCCAUCACACUGGCAUGGACAGCACAGGGCCCCGGCAGCGCCCACCUCCUGGGCUACCUGAUUGAGAAGCGCAGGAAGGGGAGCAACGCCUGGACAGCAGUGAACCACCAGCCUGAGCCCGAGAGGAAGCGGACGGUGGUGGGCCUGCUGCGGGGCUGUCAGUACGAGUUCCGGGUCACGGCCAUGGCUCCCUCAGGCCCCGGAGAGCCUGGGCCCCCACUGGAUGCUGUCUUUGCUCGGAACGCCAUGAGACCCCCGGGGCCUGUGCGGGACCUCCAAGUGACAGACACAUCAAACACCAGCAUCAUCCUGAGCUGGGCCUGGCCGGACGCCCAGGAUGGGGACGAAGCCCUGGGGUAUGUGGUGGAGCUGUGUGGCUCAGACAGUCUCCAGUGGAGUCCAUGCCACAUGGGCACUGUGGCAUCCACCACCUACACAGCCAAGGGGCUUCGGGCCAGAGAGGGCUACUUCUUGCAGGUGACAGCCGUUAAUGACGGGGGACGUGGCCAGCCCACUGCCCUGGACACGGUAGUGCAAGCCAUGCCCAUUUCCGUCUGUCCCAAGUUCCUUAUGGACUCCAGCACAAAGGACUCGCUGACAGUCAGGGCUGGGGACACAGUUCAUGUGCCUGUCUCCUAUGAGGCUGCCCCCAUGCCUGCAGUGACCUGGCUAAAGGAUGGCUUGCCCUUGCCCAAAAGAAGUGUGACCACCACCAAGGACGGUCUCACCCAGCUUCUGAUUCCUAUGACCAGCCCCUCUGACAGUGGCCACUAUACCGUGGUGCUGAGAAUGCAGGGGAAGAAGGCCACUUACAACUUCCUUGUUAGGGUGGCAGUGUUCCCGCGGGCGCCGGGACCCAUCCGCCUGCAGGAAAACGUGCCUGGGACGGUGACUGCCGAGUGGGAGCCUCCGGAUGAGGCCGAGGCCGGGGGCGCGCCGCUGCACUACACGGUGUUCACGCGCUCCUCCGCGCACGGCUCCUGGCGGGAGGUGGCCGACCGCGUCCCCAACCACUUCACCCUCCUGGACGUCCUCCCUGGCCACCAGUACCACUUCCGGGCGGUGCCCAAGAACGAGCUGGGGGCCAGCAAACCCUCAGACACCAGCCAGCCCUGGUACAUCCCCCGGCAGCGAGAGAGGUUCACAGUCAAGGCUCCAAGCUACCGGGAGCCAGACCUUAGCCAGCAGCCCUGGUUCCUGGUUGCCCUGUGGGCUCAUCUGCUGCCGCAGGACUCAGUGUGCUGCAUGAGCUGCGCUGUGCGGGAGUCCCCCAGACCUCACGUUACCUGGUUCAAGGACGAUCAGAGCUGGGAAGGAAACCCUGCCGUCUACAGCACCAAUGUGCUGGGCGUGUGCUCCCUGGUCAUCCUCAGGGACAUCCCCAAGGACAGCGGCCAGUACAAGGCUGUGGCUGAGAACACGCUAGGCCAGGCUGUCAGCACCACCACCCUCAUCGUCAUAGGCAAUGGUGGCUGUCCUGACGGGGCCAGGCUGGAAAUCAGCUCAGAGGCCCAGCAGGUCACCAGUGACCUGGAACGCAGUCUGCUCUUUGCUCCGGACACUCAGACCUGGUCGGCUUUCCCUGUCUCCCUUGGCAUUCAGAUUGUAGGCCAGAUGCAGGAGGGAAGGCACGGCAUUGAGGCACUGCGGGGUGAGCUGGCAGGCAGCUUACAGGAGCUCUGCACACUCCUUGCAGUGGUCGCACGCCAGAGUCCCGGCUACUCCUGGCUGCCCUACUGUUUGCGGCAGAGCAGCAUCAGGCUGCAGGCCCGGCUGCUCACGGUGCAGCUAGAGGCGCUGCGGACCGUCAGGCCCAUGGUGCAGAAGAUACAGGAAGAUCUGGUCCAGCUCAGAGAGUGGAUGCUGCAGGCUAAGAAGCUGGCCAAGAAGCAGCGGACGCGGCUCGCCCUGCAGAGUCUCCGGGAGCAGAGUGCAGACCUGCGCAGCAGGGUCACCACCCUGGAGGCCUGUCUCACUGCCCUUUGUGGCCUCCUGACCUGGGUGGAGGCCAGCACGGCGCAGCUCUCCUCCACCAGCGAGGAACGAGGGUGGGCACUGGGGCUGUGGCUGGAGCAGGUGGAAGGCACCCAGAGCAGGGGAGUCCAGCAGUUCCUGGCCAACCAGGCUAACAUCCCAGAGGUGACCGCCAGGUGGCGCCACAGGCUUUGCAGCGGGGGCCUGGAGACCUUUGAUGCCCAAGGUCUUUCUGGAGAGAACUGA